AUGCCAGAGACACACCUGGCCGUCUGCAACUGCGUUAGAAAAAAAAUCCUUAAAAAUGAAUGUCACUGUGUGCCUAUUGGAAGCAAAGUUGAAUCACCUGAUAACGAACUGGAAUGGAGAUUAUCAUUUUCCCAAGCCGAGCAACAACUAGUGUGUAUCAUGAAUCAUACACAAUUUUUAUGUUAUGGACUUUUGAAAAUAUUUCUGAAGGAGGUUAUCAAUUUUAGGAAGGAACUUCUGUGUUCCUAUUUCAUGAAGACCACAAUGUUCUGGAUGAUAAAUUUAGGUCACAUUAAAUGGUUUCCGGAUAAUUUAAUAGAUUGCUUUUGGAAGUGUUUCAAAUAUCUCAUACAUUGUGUUUAUCGAGAAGAUUUUCCAAACUUUUUUAUUCCACAGAACAACAUGUUCAUGAACAAAAUUGUUGAUGAUGCACGUGAAUCUCUUUUACAACAGCUUUAUCAGUAUUACAGAAUAGGUGUGUCCUGUUUACUUCUGAGUCCGACUCUCAAGUCAAUUCUAGAACCAGCUCUCAACCUACAGACACUGCUGAUCUAUGAUGACGGGACAUAUGUGCCUUUACAAGAAAGAGACCUAUCCUGGCAGAUACUAGGAAUCUGUCAACAAGUUGUGGGAGACUUACACGGGGCUUUACAGUCUUAUGAAGAGUCGCUCAAACAGGAACCAUUCCACAGAAUAAAAGAAGCUACAGACUUUUAG
Saccostrea cuccullata (small rock oyster) is the source of this 717-nucleotide messenger RNA. RefSeq names its product cyclic GMP-AMP synthase-like. The record is from RefSeq and is a predicted model, not a curated record. NCBI's taxonomy places the organism in Eukaryota, Metazoa, Mollusca, Bivalvia, Ostreida, Ostreidae.